This is a messenger RNA of Chrysemys picta bellii (western painted turtle), 5686 nucleotides long. It is a transcript of the gene FAM193A, whose product is annotated as family with sequence similarity 193 member A. Lineage: Eukaryota; Metazoa; Chordata; Testudines; Emydidae. The record is from RefSeq and is a predicted model, not a curated record.
AGCGCAAGGGGGAGCCCCCCGACGUAAAGGGGGAUCACUUUCCCCUUGUGUCCGCCAUAUUGGACGGUAACUCUGGUCAGCGGCGCUGGGGCCAAGGGAGUCCCCGUUACAGUGACAGUUCGUGCGCCCCUGCUCCUCGGUGCCCGGGGCGGCCUGUGCCCCCGCCUUACCCGCUCCCCCUUCCGGGCGCUGACGGCGGCUCCGACCUCCUCGCUGCCCCCUCCCUGCCCGGGUGUCAGACACGAUGAGUCCGGCCGACGCCAAGCGAGGAGCCAAGCGCAGAAAGAACAAGCGGGGCGGCGGCCUCGGCAGUACCGGCGGCCCCGGACCCAGCGGCGGCGGCGGCGGGGCGGGAGGCCUGAGCAAGAGCGGGGCCGCCUCGGCAUCGGCCGCCCUGCGGGCUCCAGCCCAGGCGGUGGCUGCCACGCCGAGCGUGGUGGGCGGCCUGCUGACAGCGCCGGCAACGGCCACCGGCAACGGAGCCCUGAGCGGCGGCGCUGGAGGGGCCGGGGCGGGACAUGGCGAGGUUUCAUUAAAUGGUACCCAGUUUACAGACAGUUCUGUUGGAUCAGAGUUCACAGGUGUUUCUCAGACUCCAUUUACUUUUGGCUUGGGUCAAAGGGCACCAUAUACAACAGGCGAGCAUUGUCUUCUUUGUAGAAGUGAACGGAAAGACACCUUGCUUUCAGAGAGCGGGAUUAAAAAUUCUAGCAAAACAGCACUUUCUACAUCUCCAAAAGCAAAUAGUAUGCUGCAUCUUCCACUGUGGGUGUGUCCAGAUUGUCGACGAACAGUCGAGAAGGAGGAGAGGCAUGCCACGCUAGAGCAAUCUCUUGUGAGCCAAGAUUUCCUUUUGCACAUGCCUCUUGGAAACAGUGGAUCACAGCAGGAAUCUGUAGGAGGAGGGAGAAUAACUGUUGGAGCACAGACAGUACCCUCUGCAGAUCUCAGUAAUUCCUCUCCUUCUGAUGUAGCGUGUAACUGUGAGGCCUGUAAUGAGCGCAGAGAAAUUUCAGCAGAGACUGAACGUGAAUCUCAGCAGCUUCAAAAUUACUGGUCAGAAGUAAGAUAUAUGGUCCGAUGUGUAUAUCGCCAAGCUGGCACCCCAUUGGCAGAUGAUCAAGACCAAUCCCUGGUACCAGAUAAAGAGGGAAUGAAGGAGUUGGUGGAUAGGCUUUGUGAAAGAGAUCCUUAUCAGCUUUAUCAACGGUUGGAACAGCAAGCUAGAGAAUACGUGCUUGAAAUGAAGGUUCGUCUGCUCAGGCACUUGUCGCUGGGAUCUAAAGUUGCAUCAACAUUAUCCAUACCAGGCCCACCACAGGCACAUCAGUUCAUCUCACUCCUUCUUGAGGAAUACAGUGCACUCUGUCAGGCAGCAUGUACAAUCAGCACCUUUCUUGUCACUCUGGAAAAUGAACACUUGAAGAAAUUUCAGGUGACUUGGGAAUUGCACAAUAAGCAUCUAUUUGAAAAUCUGGUAUUUUCUGAGCCACUUCUGCAGAACAGCUUGCCAACACUGGUGUCACAGCUAAGGCUUGGAACAACACACGAUUCCUGUAGUGAAGAUAUGUAUAGUACCUUGCUACAAAGGUAUCAUCAAUUGGAACAGGAGAUGGGUCAAGUGGCUGAAGCCUGGCUUGAAUGCCAGAAAAAAAUAGAUGAUUAUGUAGAUGAACAGAUGGCAAUGAAAACAAAACAGCGCAUGCUAAAAGAAGACUGGGAAUUUUUUAAACAGAGGCGUUUUAUUGAAGAGCAGUUAAAUAACAAGAAAGCACUAGCUGGUGAGAACAACUUCACAGACACAAUGAGGCAUAUGUUGUCAUCACGUUUGAGCAUGCCUGACUGUCCCAACUGUAAUUAUAGAAGAAGAUGCACUUGUGAUGACUGCAGCCUUUCACACAUUUUAACAUGUGGCAUCAUGGAUUCACCAAUAACAGAUGACAUCCAUAUUAACCAGUUACCACUACAAAUUGAUUCUGCUCCGGAUUAUCUGUCUGAGAUCCGCCCACCUAGUAUGUCUUCAGCAAGCUCCGAAUCAGGUUCCAGCUCUCCUAUCUCAAUUCAGCAGCACCCAAGACUCAUCCUUACAGAUAAUGGCUCUGCACCAACUUUUGGUAGUGAUGAUGAAGAUGUUGCACCAUUAUCAGCAAAAUUUGCUGAUAUCUACCCAUUGAAUAACUAUGAUGAUGCAGAGGUCGUAGCCAACAUGAAUGGAAUCCAUAGUGAAUUAAAUGGUGGAGGGGAAAACAUGGCAUUGAAAGAUGAGUCUCCUCAGGUGAGCAGUACUAGCAGCAGUUCUUCAGAAGCAGAUGAUGAAGAAGCAGAUGGGGAAAGCAGUGGUGAACCACCAGGGACUCAGAAGGACGAAAUAACUCUAGGAAAAAGAACAUUAAGGAAAGAUGAGGCAAAAAUGGAUAGUCCACCCCCAUCUUACCCCAGUCAGCAGGCUGACCAAGGUCCAAAUACUUGUGAAUGCCAUGUUUGCAAACAGGAAGCUUCAGGUCUGACUGCUUCAGCGCUCGCAGCCGGACGUCUUCCUGCUGGCCAUCAGUUUGUGAACCCAGAAAAACCUGCACAUCCUGCACUUCACCUUUACCCCCAUAUACAUGGACAUGUACCAUUGCAUACUAUUCCUCAUCUGCCUCGUCCACUUAUCCACCCUACCUUAUAUACAGCUUCCCCCUUUACACACAAUAAGGCAUUACCGCCAGCACCGGUUCAGAAUCAUACAAACAAGCAUCAGGUAUUCAAUGCAUCGCUCCAAGAUCAUAUUUAUCCAAGCUGUUUUGGGAGCACUCCAGACUGGAAUAGCUCUAAAUUUAUAAGUCUUUGGGGAUCAGAAAUGAUGAAUGACAAGAACUGGAAUCCAGCUACUUUUUUGCCCGACACACUUCCUGGGAGUGAUCUAUUAGCACCAGCACUCUCAGAAAUAAGUCCUGAAGCACUUCCUGCUACAUCUAGCAAUGAAGCAACAGCAGUUACAGAUAGCAAAGAGAAAAAAAAUGCUGCAAAGAAGAAAUGUCUGUACAAUUUCCAGGAUGCCUUUAUGGAAGCUAAUAAAGUUGUCAUGGCAACCUCUUCUGCCACUUCUUCUGUCUCCUGCACAGCUACUACAGUGCAGUCAAGCAGCAACCAGUUUAAAGUAUCAUCUAAGAGACCUUCAUCAAUAGGAGAAGUGUUCCACAAUAUCAAUAAAGAGGACCAUAGACAUUCUGCACCAGUUGCACCACGAAAUAGCCCUACUAGUUUAGCAUCCCUUCCUUCACUCUCUCCUGCUGCACUGUCUCCAGCCACUACACCCCAUAUCCCAAAUCUAGCUGCUCCAUCUUUCCCCAAAACUGCUGCAACGGCCCCUGGAUUUGUGGAUCCACAUUCAGGUCUUUGUCCCUCCACAGUUGCACCCCCUACUUCAACCACAAACAGCUCCGUAAGUGCACCACCAAGUGUCUGCAGUGAUCCUGACUGUGAGGGCCAUCGCUGUGAGAACAGUAAUACGUAUGAUCAUCAGCAGUAUGAUGGAGAGGAGAGCCAAGAUGAAGACAGCUGUUCAGAGCAUAGCUCCAGUACCUCAACAUCCACAAAUCAGAAAGAAGGAAAAUACUGUGACUGUUGCUACUGUGAGUUCUUCGGUCAUGGAGGACCACCAGCUGCACCAACCAGUAGAAAUUAUGCAGAAAUGAGGGAAAAACUUCGCUUACGUUUGACAAAGAGGAAAGAGGAGCAGCCGAAGAAACCAGACCAGAUUUCUGAAAGAGAGAGUGUAGUUGACCAUCGAAAAGUGGAAGACUUGCUACAAUUCAUAAAUAGCUCUGAGACCAAACCAGUAAGCAGCUCUCGGGCAGCCAAGCGAGCGAGACAUAAGCAAAGAAAGCUAGAAGAAAAGGCUCGUCUUGAAGCAGAAGCCAAAGAGAGGGAGCAUCAUCAGUUGCUUGAAGAGCAGAGACAGCGGGAAGAGGAGGAGGAAGAAAGACUAAAACAGGAGCUGCAACGACUUCAAGAACUUCAGCAGUUACAGGCUGUAAAGAAAAAGAAAAAAGACAGAACAAGUAAAGACUGUCAGAAGAUGGAAAUGCUUACUCGAAACUGCCAGGCAGUGAAGGAAUCAAUCCCAAAUCCACCAGAAGACAUUCAGAAUGGUAUACUUGAGCAAUCAGAAAAGGUAGAAACCUCAUCUAGUUCACUGUCUAGGCAUGUAAAUCAUGUGGAACAGAGGCCAACUCCUGAGAUGGUCUGUGAACUAUCUGAUCCCACAAACACUAGAGACUCAAAGUUGCUUUUCCAGAAAGAGAUGAGUGUGAAACAGCAUGAGCCCCUGUCUUUUCUCUUUGAUAUAAUGCAUCAUCAUAAAGAAGGUAAUAGUAAACAAAAACUAAAGCAAAUAAACAAACCCUGUGCUGAACAAAUGAAAAAGCCUACUGAAUCCCCCAAAGCAACAGAGAUACAGUCUAAGACCAGAAACCAAAUAGAAUCCAAAGUGAAAGCAGCAGAGCUCUCGCUGCUUGCAGAACCGAAAAAAGAGGAGAAAAAAACAAGCAGUAAUAAUAACAAAAAGCAGCUGAAUCACCUAAAGGAAGAGAAAACACCUGUAGUGUGUGAGUCCCCUUCUCCAAGUGAGCAGCAACAAAACAAUAAACUGAUACUUGCAGAAUCUCCUCAGCCAAAAGGCAAGAACAAGAAAAACAAGAAGAAGAAGGGAGACAAAGUCAACAAUUCCAUAGAUGAUGUGUUUCUGCCCAAAGACAUCGACCUAGACAGUGUGGAACUGGAUGAGACAGAACGGGAAGUGGAGUAUUUUAAAAGAUUCUGCUUGGACUCUGCCAGACAGACAAGGCAGAGACUUUCCAUCAACUGGUCCAAUUUUAGCUUGAAAAAAACCACCUUUGCUGCUCAUUGAAAUGACACAGUUUGGGGAGGGAACCCUGCAGGAAUCAAUGAAAGACAACUCCACUUAUCUGUCCUGUUGUGCUGAGAGCUUAUCUGGUCUUGAGCCAGUGCUGCCUUGCCUUGUCCCCAGUGCUGUGUGGAUCUGCACUGAACCCCUUGGCCUGAUAGUUCUUGCAGACUGAGAAAUUGCCACUUUCUACCUGAAUUUGUUAGCUUGUGUGCUUGUAGUCUGUGAGUGAGACUUACUUGAUUGUAGCUGUAUGCUGUUGGAGUUGGAACAAUAGCUUUUUUUUUUUCCAACUCCUUCUGAUUGCCUUGGCCUCAAAGACUUUAAACCUGCUUCCUAGGCUUGGGUGGAGGCCAAAAUACUAGUUUGCAUCAUCUGCAGUGGCUCCUGUCACUUCUGCAUCUAGCUAUGUUUUGUCAUUCUGACUUCUGACAAAGGAAUGGACCUAGUCAGUUGCGCUUUCAUCUGCUCCAGAACUCUCCUGACACGGUUUCAUGAAAAAGAGGCUCUCAUGGGACAAGCAUUUCCUCAGUUCUUUCACAAUCUACUGUUAAAGAGUGUACAAGUUACGCUAUUUGUGUUUUGAUUUUUUCCUGACUUGUAGCCAGCUUGUGUAAGAAUACUUGCAGAAUGAGAACGUUUAAAAAAGAACAAUACUCACACUAUCAAAUCUGUUAUAGAGAGUAUAAUUGUAUUAACACUGAAGCCUAACUGGCUACUUUUUUAACAUAUUGUUAAGUAAUAUUAAAAUCAUGUCUUUCUUUUUGAAAGAUGGAAUACAUUAGUAUGGCAGAA